AUGCUCAGCAUCACUGGGAACUUGACCAUUAUCACCUUGACUCUGCUGGAUGCCCACCUCCAAACCCCCAUGUAUUUCUUCCUCAGAAACUUUUCCUUAUUAGAAGUUUUGUUCACAACUGUCAGUAUACCCAAGUUCUUGGCCACCAUUAUUACAAGAGAUAAAACCAUCUCUUUUAAUGAUUGUGUGGCUCAGUUAUUCUUUUUCAUUCUCUUGGGAGUCAGUGAGUUUUACCUUCUGGCUACCAUGUCCUAUGACCGUUACAUUGCCAUCUGCAAACCGCUGCAUUGCAGAACCAUCAUGAAUCACAGAGUCUGCACACCGUUUGUCUUGGCCUCUUGGCUGGCUUCAUUCUUAAUCAUAUUCCCAUUAGUAAUGCUCUUCCUACAGCUUGAUUACUGUAAGUCCAAUGUUAUAGACCAUUUUAGUUGUGAUUAUUCCCCCUUAUUAUACCUUUCUUGUUCAGACACCAAAUUUCUAGAGGUAGUAGGGUUUUCCUGUGCUGUGUUUAUUCUAUUGUUCACUUUAGCGUUAAUAAUUCUGUCCUACACAUAUGUCAUCAGAACAAUUUUGAGGAUCCCUUCUACCACUCAGAGGACAAAGGCCUUUUCCACGUGUUCUUCCCACAUGAUUGUCAUCUCCAUCUCUUAUGGCAGCUGCAUUUUCAUGUAUGUGAAUCCAUCAGCAAAGGACAGGGUGUCUUUGAGCAAGGGGGUGGCUGUGCUAAACACCUCCAUAGCUCCCAUGCUAUCUAUGCUAUCUAUACCCUAA
Cervus elaphus (red deer) is the source of this 771-nucleotide messenger RNA. RefSeq names its product olfactory receptor 6C1-like. Gene Ontology annotation, biological process: G protein-coupled receptor signaling pathway. The transcript has a single exon. The record is from RefSeq and is a predicted model, not a curated record. Gene Ontology annotation, cellular component: membrane. Gene Ontology annotation, molecular function: olfactory receptor activity; G protein-coupled receptor activity. Bases 1 to 771 code for a protein of 256 amino acids. Lineage: Eukaryota; Metazoa; Chordata; Mammalia; Artiodactyla; Cervidae.